Messenger RNA from Nerophis lumbriciformis (worm pipefish), 1005 nucleotides. The record is from RefSeq and is a predicted model, not a curated record. Lineage: Eukaryota; Metazoa; Chordata; Actinopteri; Syngnathiformes; Syngnathidae.
AUGACUCACCUGCAGGCCGGCCUGUCGGCGGCCACCCUGGAGAAGGCCAAAGCGGAACUGAAGGAGAACCCGGACACUCUCCACCAAGACAUCCAGGAAGUGCGCGACAUGAUCAUCACGCGGCCGGACAUCGGCUUCCUGCGCACCGAUGACGCCUUCAUCCUCAGGUUCCUGCGGGCCAGGAAGUUCAACCACUUUGAGGCCUUCCGACUGCUGGCCCAGUACUUUGAGUACAGGCAGCAGAACCUGGACAUGUUCAAGAACCUGAAGGCUACCGACCCCGGGAUCAAGCAGGCGCUCAAGGAUGGAUUCCCCGGCGUCCUGGCCAACUUGGACCGACACGGGAGGAAGAUUCUGCUCCUCUUUGCCGCCAACUGGGACCAGAGCAGGUACAUGUUCGUGGACAUCCUGAGGUCCAUCCUGCUGUCUUUGGAAUCCAUGAUCGAGGACGCCGAGCUGCAGGUGAACGGCUUCAUCCUGGUCAUCGACUGGAGCAACUUUACCUUCAAACAAGCGUCCAAACUCACGCCCAGCAUGCUCAGGCUCGCCAUCGAGGGCCUACAGGACAGUUUUCCCGCCCGCUUCGGAGGAAUCCAUUUUGUCAACCAACCGUGGUACAUUCACGCUCUCUAUACCGUCAUCAGGCCCUUCCUCAAGGAUAAAACCAGGAAGCGGAUCUUCCUGCACGGCAACAACCUAACCAGCCUCCAUCAGCUGCUGCAACCCGAAAUCCUACCGUCAGAGUUGGGCGGAAUGAUGCCGCCGUACGACAUGGGAACUUGGGCCAGAGCGCUCUUGGAGCACGCUUACGACGAGGACGCCGAACCGGACGGCGCACCUGACGGCGGAGGGCUGGAAGCCUUCGCCUUUUUGGAUGGGGACAAAAAUCUCUCGCCCAGAAACAUGAAAAGAUCUCAGUCCGUGGUGGAACCAGGCGUCCUGAAGCGACCGGAUAAGGUCAAAUGUGACGAGGACAACAUGCAGCCGCUACUGUCGCUGGACUAA